AUGGACAGUAUCCUACAAAGUGCGUCCACACUACUUUUCAUUGUGGAAUUCAUAAUUGGGAAUCUUGGAAACGGAUUCAUCUUCUUGGUGAACUGCAUAGACUGGAUGAAGAGAAGGAACAUCUCUUCAGUGGAUCAAAUCCUCACUGUGCUGGCCAUCUCCAGGAUUUUUCUCCUCUGGUUAGGAUUACUAGAUUGGUGGACAGCUAUAGUUUAUCCAAAUUCACUGACAACUGCAAAUAUGAUAGGAAUUCUGCUUAUCACCUGGACAAUGACCAAUCAUUUCAACAUCUGGCUUGCUACCAGCCUCAGCAUCUUUUAUUUUUUCAAGAUAGCCAUUUUUUCAAACUCGCUUUUCCGCUACCUAAAGUGGAGAUUUAAAAAGGUGAUUUUAGUGGUCUUGGUGGUGUCCCUGAUCCUCUUGGUUUUAAAUAUCUCGCUGGUGCACACUCAUACUGAUAUCAGUGCUGGUGGGCGCAAAAGCAACAUGACUAACAAUUCCAGUUUCAGGGAGCUUGAACGAGUAUUUGGGCCUGCUUUAUACAUAAACUCUAUGUUCUUGACCAUACCCUUUGCUGUGUCCUUCAUAGCGUUUCUCCUGCUCAUCUUCUCCCUGGCGAGACAUCUGAGGAACAUGCAGCGACACUCCGCAGGUUGCAGAGAAGCCAGAGCCGCUGCCCACCUCAGGGCUUUGCGCAUGGUGGUUAUGUUCCUCGUGCUGCUUGUCACCUUCUUUCUGUGUCUACUUGUUGAAGUUUGGGCAUUAGAAGUGAAGAAGUGGGGGGUCGUUUUAUUUGUGAGAGUGUCUAUAAUAGCUUUUCCUACUGUACACUCAUGCUGCCUGAUUCUGGGAAAAAGUAAACUGAGGCAGGCCUUGCUUCUGGUGCUGCAGAGGCUGAGGUGCAGGCACAUACGUGUGGCACUGUAG
Molecule: messenger RNA, 927 nt
Organism: Jaculus jaculus (lesser Egyptian jerboa)
Lineage: Eukaryota; Metazoa; Chordata; Mammalia; Rodentia; Dipodidae
Product: taste receptor type 2 member 125-like
Exons: 1
Coding region: 1-927 (308 amino acids)
Biological process (GO): detection of chemical stimulus involved in sensory perception of bitter taste; sensory perception of taste; G protein-coupled receptor signaling pathway
Cellular component (GO): membrane
Molecular function (GO): G protein-coupled receptor activity; bitter taste receptor activity
Source: RefSeq, a predicted model, not a curated record